Quercus robur (English oak) is the source of this 1923-nucleotide messenger RNA. Its product is annotated as B3 domain-containing transcription factor VRN1-like. Gene Ontology annotation, molecular function: DNA binding. The transcript has 4 exons. The coding region runs from base 865 to 1806 and encodes 313 amino acids. The record is from RefSeq and is a predicted model, not a curated record. Lineage: Eukaryota; Viridiplantae; Streptophyta; Magnoliopsida; Fagales; Fagaceae.
GGGGGUUGGUAGAAAAACUAAAAUGGUUUGUGAUAAAACCAAAAAACUCAAAAUUCCCAUCCUUUUGUCAGCUUUUUACUCCACACACGUUAACUUACGGACUAGCACAACUUCCCAUUUCCCACAUAUUUUCAGACUUUUCUCUCCAAUUCCAAUUCCAUUAGCCAAGACAUGUUUUCAGAUUUGAUCUCUCUCUCCCUCUUUCUUAGAUUAGGCAUUCAACUCCGUUUCACUGCUUCAAUGCCGGUGUCGCUGUUCACUGCCACCCAGAUUUGCUAUCACCAGUGUGAGGCCAAGAUGAUGGGAUCCCAAAUCGGUGUGAGGAGUGAGGAGGAGAAUUUCUUUUAUAAAAAAAAUUCACAAUUCUUUUCAAGUACAAUUUUAUUUUUACACAUUUGAUAGAAAUAAUCUCAUCCUAAUUUAGCUUUUAAAAACUCAUUCUUUUGGCUUUCUUAUAAUUUUCUACGAGUAUUUAGCUCAAAUAAAUGGGAUACAGUGUGGACUGAGGCCUCUGCUAACUGCUCUGUGCAGCAGUACUGUUCCGACACACACACGCAAACAAACAAACGGGGAGACAUUGGACAGUCAAAGCAACACAGUACUGUUCCCCCACACACACACAAAAAACAAACGGUUUGGAAUUGGAGAUUUGAAAAGAAAAGAGACUUUUGGGUGAAAGGCUUUGUAGCUCAAAUCUUCAAAAAAAGUUUCAUCUUUCUUUUCUUUGUUUUUGGAAGAGAGAGAGAGAGAUACCCAUCACAUUCACAACUCACAAGACCGCUCGCUCAACACGUUUUGCCCAGCCAAAAGCUUAGUUCAGAGUGCUAUACUACUGUUGGUGCAACACUUUCAAGUUCAACUGAUAUGACUUAUCAAAACCGAAGAUGCCAUGCAGAUGCCCCAUGUGAUCUUACGGAAGGGACACAUUUUUUCCAGAUUAUUCUCCACAAAAAUCUUCGCAAUGGCAGGCUUACCAUUCCAAAAAAAUUUACGAGUAAAUAUGGAGAAAAAUUAUCCAGCUUGGCAAUCCUUACGCUUCCAAAUGGUGCAAAAUGGGAGGUAGGGCUGACCAAACACGAAGGUGAGGUUUGGUUACAAAAGGGCUGGCGAGAAUUUGCCGAGUAUUACUCUCUGAAGCUGGGUUACUUAGUAGUUUUCAGAUAUGAGGAAAAUUCACAUUUUCACGUGCUCAUAUUUGAUCCGAGUGCAACAGAAGUAGACUAUCCUUCCAAAAGCUCCAAUGGUCAUGAGGAGGGUCAGUGUGACGAAGAAGAUACCGAUGAGAGUGAUACUUCUAUUCAAAUCUUACCCAACUCAUGUCCUCUACGCCCAAAGCGAAGGGAUACAUCACUCUUACCACGUGGGAAGAAAAUGAAAACUACUUCUACAAGUGGCAGAAUUAGGAGCCAAAAAUCCGAGCUUCAUGCAAGGAGCGGACAGUUGACUAAGAUAGAAAAAGCUAAAGCUCUUAAGAAAGCUAGUGGCUUCAAAUCGAAAAAUCCUCAUUUCAUGGUUGUCAUGCAACAAUCUUUUGUGACUGCAUGGUACUUGAGUAUACCAGUUCGCUUUACCCAGGAAAAGUAUAUUCAAAGUGGACACUAUGUCACGCUUAAAGUUGGGGAUAAAUCAUGGGAGGUGUUGUUUUCGAUUGCUGUAGGGAAACGAUCAGGUUCAUUUUCUUCUGGAUGGUCUACAUUUGCAGAGGCAAAUAGGCUGCAAUUAGAAGAUGUUUGUGUGUUUGAGCUGAUUAAGAGGAAUAAUGGUGUUGUGCUGGAAGUUUCAAUUUUUAGAGAUGGACUCAGUUAAUUAAUUAAGCAGUUGCUAUUGUAGUGAAUUAUGUUGAGACUAUUUACUUCACUUGUUUGUGCUGAUCUGAAUUAUCUAUAUUAUUUUUUAUACUUAACAGUAUAUUUGGUUGAACUA